AUGCAGUAUGCAUACAUUACUACAGUUCAGUGUGAAGCCUGGGAAGGUUUGGAGGAAGAAAUUCAAAAAGAUGAUAGAUUAAAGGGUGUUGUGCAAGAUUUAAUAUCAGAUCUUAUAAGCCAUAAAGGGUUCCAGCUAAAAAGAGGAAGGUUGUAUCGUGAAGGCAGAGUGGUCAUUUUCAGAAAUUCACCCAGAAUUUCUUGGAUUCUCCAAGAAUUCUAUGAUAUUGUAGUUGGGGGACAUUCAAGUUACUUAAGAACCUACAAAAGGAUUGCUAGUGUGGUUUAUUGGGAAGGCGUGAGAAGGAAAAUUCAGGAGUAUGUGUAA
Molecule: messenger RNA, 327 nt
Organism: Vicia faba (fava bean)
Lineage: Eukaryota; Viridiplantae; Streptophyta; Magnoliopsida; Fabales; Fabaceae
Source: the annotation of a GenBank genome assembly